UUCUUACUUACUGGGUGGGUAGAUAUUGUAAAAAAAAUUGAGCGAAAUCGAAAGACAUGACUUUCAAAAUCGCACUUUUUUGGUCGAAUUGACAUGGAAUGACUCUGAGGGUUGAGGUAAGUAGAGGUACUGGUACACCUACUGAAGAAAUUUAGUUUAAUACAUACAGGGUGUGCAAAAAUAUCGAGUACCCCAAAGAAAGUGUUGUUUGUUGAAAAUAAUAGAUUGGCAACGUGAAAUAGAUACGUAUGAAUUGUGGCCAACUGAAACAUUUAGCAAUUAGCAGAAAACUUGGGGGGGGAGGAAUCGAUAUUUUAUGCACUUGCACACCCUGUAGGUACUCAUAAAAUGCUGAUCAUAAAUAUUGCAACCAAAAUCCGAAUUUGAAAUAUGUACACAAAUUGAAUUCAAGGUACUUGAACUUGUGUGUACUUGUUGAUAAGUUGUUGCCCUAGCAACCAAUCGCUUUUUAUCACCGGACCGUUCGAAUUAAAAGUUGAUACCCAAAUACAGUAGGUAAUAUCGUCCUCGUCGAUAUGGAUCGUCCAAAAACAUCUAAGCAAAAUGAAGAUCAAAAUUUUGAGGGAAUCAAAGGUCGUCCAUCUUCAAGAAGAGGAAUUCGAACAGCUCAAAGAGAACCUACUGCCCAAGGUGCUCGUACUGAGAGACCAAUUAGCAGAGCAGCAUCGUCAAUUAACAGUCAAGAUGGUGGUUGGAGACCACCUUCGGGAAUCGCCCGAAUUCAAGGCACCGCUUCUCGACUUAUCUCUACCGCUUCUCAGUCUCAACAAAAAGGCCUUUCUCGAGCCAUUUCUCCUCCACGUUUAGAUAACCAAGUAAAUGUAACCGAUCGUUUAAUAACUCAACAAGGUUUGAGCAGCAGAGCUAAAAGUACAGCGACAGCUUUGAGAGGUCCUGGAAGACGUCAGGUUCUAGAUAAACGUUAUUUCGAAGGAUUACUGCAGUUGAAAAUUAGAGAACUUACUAACGAAAUAGCUUCGAUUCGAAAAGAUACCGAAAACAGCAAUAAGGAACGAGAAGCUUUUUUAAUUUACGAUAAACAAAAUAAAGAACUAGCCAAAGAACUGACUGAACUUCAAGGAACGUUGGCAGAUUAUAAUUUGGUUAUGGAUAGGUUACAUACAGGCACAGAAUUGGCAGAUAUUGAAGCUGAAUAUCAAUCUUUGAAAGCUACCAAUGAUGCAGAACAUGUUAAACUGGAACAGCUUUUUGCCGAAAGGACACAAAGACAGCAACAAAUACGUCAAGUUGAAGAGGAUAUCCAAAAGGAAAGGCACGUAGCAGAAAAACUUGUCGAAACAAUGCCACCGGAAAUGCGACAAAAAUAUGCUGAAUUAUCGGAUACUAAUUUGAAACUGCAAGAGGUUAUCAAUAGAAUGCAAGAAGAGCUUGACACCAUCACGAAAGAUAAAGCGCUCUUUCAACAGCAAUUGUACAAUAAUUCCUUGAAGCAAGAAGCAGUAAAAUUGGAAUUAAAACUUUUAGAAUUAGAAGAAAAACGUAAUAAUUUGGUUGCCGAAGAAAACGAUAAUAACCCAAACAACCUACAGCAGAAAUAUCUCAAUCAAGUGAAAGAAGAUAAUACCGAAAUAGCCACCAUGGAACGUUCCAUGAAUCAACUAAACGAAGAAUUACAAAAUUACGAAAAACAGCUGGAGCAAGUUGACCAGGAUUUGGAAGAAUGCCAAAGUGACAGACAUAAAAAAUAUUUAGAGCUUCGCAAACGAGAAGAAACCAUCGAAUCGUUUUUAUCUACGUACGAAGAAACUAAAAAUUUAGAGCUAGAGAAUUUGCAAGAAUUGAAAUCUGUCAUCGUAAAAACCAUGUUCAAAAUGAGCAAAUUUUUACUAACAAUGCCACCGACGGAAAACGAGUACGAAUUAAUUAACAAGGAAUUGACUUUAAUUGACAGCGGUGAUUCGAAAGGACAACAAUCUUUACUCAUACAAUAUAAGCAGAAACAGCUGUAUUUAGAAAAGUUGCAAGGUUUAGAAUCAAAAUUGAAAGUCGAAAUUGAUAAUUUGCAAGAAAAAAUGGAAAAAGCUCGACAAGAGCUUUCAGUCUACACAAACCUUGAUCAUCUCAAAGACCAAGCAGAGAAUCAAAGAAAAGAACUGUUACAGAAAAAACAACAGUUCUUAGAAACACAAGAUGCUUUAAAAGAUGAACUGAAAAACGUACAGCAGGAAUACGAGAAACUUCAGAAAGAACUGGACGAAAACGAAACACAUAAACAACUGCAAGCUUUAGAACGCAAACUGGCGGUAAUCGAACAAGAUAAUACAGAAUUAAAAGAAUACAUUACGGAGAAAAAAAAUGAAAUGAAUUACGAAUCGAUAAAAGAUCAAACUACGGAAUUCAUACGAAAAUAUAAUGAAGAAUUGAAGGAAAAAUACAAAAGUCCUCUGCCAGAAAUAUAAAACGGAUAUCACGAGAAAUACAUCUGUCAUUUUUCAAAACCAAAGCACGAAGCUCGUCAACGUUAGUCUAAUAAAUAAGUGUAAUACAGUU
Messenger RNA from Planococcus citri (citrus mealybug), 2532 nucleotides. RefSeq names its product intraflagellar transport protein 74 homolog. Gene Ontology annotation, biological process: cilium assembly; intraciliary transport involved in cilium assembly. The record is from RefSeq and is a predicted model, not a curated record. The transcript has 9 exons. Gene Ontology annotation, cellular component: cilium; intraciliary transport particle B; centrosome. The coding region runs from base 537 to 2441 and encodes 634 amino acids. Gene Ontology annotation, molecular function: beta-tubulin binding. Lineage: Eukaryota; Metazoa; Arthropoda; Insecta; Hemiptera; Pseudococcidae.